Molecule: messenger RNA, 462 nt
Organism: Pieris macdunnoughi
Lineage: Eukaryota; Metazoa; Arthropoda; Insecta; Lepidoptera; Pieridae
Source: the annotation of a GenBank genome assembly
AUGGCCGAACCACGUGAAAGGACCUUCCUCAUGAUUAAACCUGAUGGCGUCCAAAGGGGCCUUGUUGGGCAAAUUAUUGAUCGUUUUGAAAAGAAAGGCUUCAAAUUGGUAGCAUUGAAGUUCGUCUGGCCAUCGGAGGAGCUUUUGCAGAAACACUACUGUGACCUAUCCGCACGUCCCUUCUUCUCUGGACUUGUUAAAUACAUGAGCUCCGGACCCGUUGUUCCCAUGGUCUGGGAAGGCUUAAACGUUGUCAAGACUGGCAGACAAAUGCUUGGUGCUACAAAUCCUGCUGAUUCUCUGCCUGGCACAAUCCGUGGGGAUCUCUGCGUUGAAGUCGGUCGGAACAUUAUCCACGGAUCUGACAGUGUUGAUUCUGCUAACAAAGAAAUUGCUCUCUGGUUUACUGAAAAGGAACUUGUUGGGUGGACCCCAGCAGCCGAAAAAUGGGUUUAUGAAUAA